Messenger RNA from Scutellospora calospora, 470 nucleotides. Lineage: Eukaryota; Fungi; Glomeromycota; Glomeromycetes; Diversisporales; Gigasporaceae. The record is from the annotation of a GenBank genome assembly.
CUCAAAAUACUGAAUAUGUUAUUGGUUGUUUACUUGGUAGAUUUUAUUCCGAUUUUAUUUUGAGAAUAGAAACAAAAAAGAAUAAUGGAAUAGAAAAUAGACUUAGUAUUAUUAUUCCAUUAGUAAUGAUGUUUAUUGGUGGUAUAUGCUUUACUAUAAUAGGUAGUUUAGUAUCAAGUUAUUUGAUAAAUUCAUUCUCUUCAAAAAGUGUAUCAGUGAUUGCUAUUUUAAAUUUUGUAAAAAUAGCAUUUUCAUCAAUUAUAACCCUAACAGCUGCUAAAAUGCAAGAUACAUUAGAAAUUGUUUUAAUGUUUACUUUACUAUCAGUACUUGUUACGUUAGGAUGUAGAUGUUUGGUAUUAGUUUUUAUCAAAGAAAAAAGAAAAGACAAUUUGGAUGAAUUUAAUGAAUGUAUUCUAGAACAAAAUGAAAGAAAUCGUCAAAUAAGAUAUAGUGUAGUUCCUCAAUAA